UAGAAAAUGAAAGUAAACCAUGGCGGAUGAUGUGCAGCCACUUCUUGGGAUUAAUGUUAUAAUCAACGGAGAAGACGAUGAAGACAGCAGUAGCAGUGAUGAUGAUGAUGAUAAUGACUUAGAGGAGCAGCACAUAGAUGUUGAAGAAGAGAAGGAAGAUGAUGAUGACAAUAGUAAUGGAGAAAAUACUGAUAGUACUAGGAGAAGACUACAGUCCAUAACAUUUGAUACUUCACUGCCUGGUACACACUCAUAUCUUGGUGAUGACUUAGAAGAUAUCAGUGGAAGAACCAUAUAUGAUGAGGAUGGACUGGUGUCUCUGCCAUUGAUAAAGCUACCAGGGAUGGUACUGGUUCCUGGUCAAACAAUACCACUCACUCUGUUUCAUCAACAUGUAGUUGCCAUGAUGAAAGAAGUAAGGGAUACAGAUAAAACAUUUGGUGUGGUGGCAUAUAGGUUCCUAGAAAAUGAAGAAGGGUCACCAACUACUGCAAACAUAGGUACAACUGCUGAGAUAUUUUCAUAUAAAGAUGAGACAGAUGACCAGACAGGACUGUCUUCAGCCAGUCUAAUGGCAAAGGGAAGACAGAGAUUUAAAGUUGUGGAAUCAAGAAGGACUAACACAGGAAUUUUAAUGGCAAAAGUUAAAAUACUGAAAGAAAGAAUGUUACCAGAAUUUUUAGAGGGAGCUAGACCACCGUCACACUGCAAGUUUUGUUGUAAUCCUGUAGAGCAGGAUCCUACAGAACAGACAGCUGUAGACAGGGAAGGCAAGGUCAUUGCCAGUGUAUCAUUUGUAAAUAAAAGACAGAUAAAUAGGUUCACAUCAGCAUAUUACACAUGGUGGCCACCUUGGGUCUAUAAAAUGUAUGAUCCAGAAUCUGUAGUGCAAAGAAUGAAACAAAAACUUAAUAAAUGGAAUGAAACUUUACAAGCAGAUAAAUUAACAAAUGAUCCUAUAGAGCUGUCAUAUUGGGUGUGUCAAAACCUUCCAUUAGACGACAGCCAGAGAUUAAAUUUACUCAGUUUAGAUAGUGCUGUACAGAGGUUAAGAUGUGCUUUAAGUAUAAUGGAAAAGUGUUCUGUGAUAUGCUGUAGAGAAUGUAAAACUCAUGUGGCGUUAACAAAUGAUGUCUUCAGUCUUUCAUUAGAAGGUCCGCUUGGUGCAUAUGUGAAUCCACAUGGACAUGUUCAUGAAACUUUAACUGUUUAUAAAAGUCAAAAUAUCAAUUUGAUGGGAAGACCUACAAAAGAACACAGCUGGUUUCCAGGUUAUGCCUGGACUAUAGCUUACUGCAGAAGAUGUACAAAUCAUAUGGGUUGGAAAUUUACAGCAACAACAAAAAAUCUGACACCACAGAAAUUCUUUGGUCUGACCAGAGGAUCUGUUACACCUGGUAUGCAGCAAGCAGAAGAAUUAACAGACGGAGAGACUUGGAUGCCAACUAUGUAGAGCUUGACAAUUUUGAUAUAGAAGCAACUUACAGAGUUUUUUGAAAACAAUAAAUGUAUUUAUUUUUCAUUGCAAACUGAUAUUUUGCAUUCUGUGUAACAGAAAAAGGACAUGGUCUGAAUAGUGUAAAAUAGUGUUAUUGUCAAAAGGUAUUUUGAAUUUAUAUUUUUUUUAAAUACAGUUGUAUUAGGGUACCGCUAUGUCAUUGUAGCUAUUGUUAUAUACAUGUUAUUACUGAACUCUUUUUUGCUACAUAGCUAGUAAGGCAUGUAUCUAUGAUAAGAGUUAUAUGACAGUAAACUAUUGUUAAAAGACAGUUUAAAUGAAAAAAAUAAGAAACAUAAUAUUGGUUACAAUGAAAUACCACAAAUACCAAGUAAAUAACAAACUGAUAAUUUACAUGUGGAAAAAGUGAUACUUCUAUCCUCUCACGUCAUACAACAAUUACUUUGCAUCAAAACAAUGUGAGAAUGCCUAGAAAAGAUAUAGUUCUUUGUAUCUUCUACUUUAAUUUCCUUUAAAAAGUCAAUGUAAUAAAAAGAAUUACAAAUGCGAUAAUUUAAAUGUCAAAAGAAAUAUUUAACUUGUGACUGAAUAAAAGUGAUAAUUGAUAAUAAGUGUAUUGUUCAAUAACUUGUUUAAUAUUUUUGAUAUUUGAAAUCUUGGAUGUGUUAUUCUGCCUUUAUCAAUUGUAUAGACAGUUUGUCUAUAGUUGAAGACCUUAUGUUUACCUGUGUGUCAAAUUUUCUGUUUCCUUGAUUGCUUUCUCAUUGACAUUUACACCUGAGUACCUUUUAUUGUAAAAACUUGAGACAUCUACAUAUAUGUUAUUUUUUAUGGGAUACUUAAGUAGUCUUAUAAAAAUUGUUUUGUUUUUAUAAGUCCAUAUACAGGAAGUAUUAUGGUAUACCGUUGUCCAUCUGUCUGUCCGUCCGUUCGUCCGUCGUCAACAUGUUGGAUAAUAACCCAAAAACACUUUCACCAAUUUUCAUGAAACUUUGGUGAAUUGUUUAUAUCUACUGACGUAAGCACCAGGGCUUCCAAAAUUUCCUGACGACAGCCGGACAUUUUUCAAAGAAAUAUUUUUGACGGUCAAUGAUCAGCUGGAUACUUAAAUGUAACUGAGAGGAUGCAUAAAUUGAUAUAUGUGUAAAAAUAAUUAGUAGUGUUAUAUGCAAUAAAAUUAUUUAUAACUGUUUUGUUUUCUUCAUUCUAAAAAAAAAUAAAAUAUUAUCCUCGGUAUUGUGUCAUUUUUCUGUGUAUCGUAAUACAGUAACCAUCAUUGCAUCAAUCAGCUUCAGUACCUGACUGUUCUCAUGUUUUUGUUUCUGUUUAUAUAAUCUAUCUUCUCUCUGUGAGUACUAGUAACACUUUGUAAAUUAAGGCCAUCUUAUUUGAAACUGUUGAUGUUGGCUUUAAUUGCAGUACAACUUGAUCAUCAAUACACGUGAUACUUUUCUUUUUGUGUAUUGAUUACCUGACCACGUGACUUUUACAACUGAUGUGGUAUUUAUAGAUAACAUUGAGGAGGCCCAAUGAAGGAUAUUGUUUUAAACGGUGUAAAAUCUACUGAACAGUGAUAACAUUUAUCUUUGUACGAUUUCGAAUUUUGAUCGGAAUCGUCACGUUUACGUUUGCCCAUGAUCGCAGAUUUGUAAAGUUCAAUUUGAGACAAAGUCUUUAUAACAGUUGGAGAUUGUCAUGAUUGGAUAUUAUUCUUUAUGAUUUUAAUUAUAAACAGUUUUUAAUAUGAAAACAAGAAUAGAGAACGCCCCCCUUAUUUAUUGGACAACUCAGCUUGGUAUACCCAAGCGAAGCUAUUCUCGGUGUUUUUCCUAUAUAUUUUAGUAAAUUUUCCCCUUGAGAGUACCCCAGUAUUUAACACGAUGUACAGUGUUAAAUAAAAUAAUAUAUAUCAUACUUAUUCAUUUAUAAAUAUCCUUAUUUGAAGAAUAACUUUUAAAUAUCAGGAUACUUUUUUAAACUCAAUGCUCAUUUAAAAUAAUAUCUAUAAAGCGUAAUUAAAUAGGAUGUUGUUCCAUACACGCUUACAUGUUUGACCUCGUUUACCUGAUUACCUUUAUGUACAUUGUUAUGCAUCAUUAAUUCUAUUGAUAAAGACAAGCUAAGGACACCUCAUCAAAGGUAACAAACCUGUAAUCAGUGAAUGAUUUAUGGCUUCAAUAUAACUUAUUGAAGGGAUAAUUGUUUGACAGCUUGUUGUUAUUUAAAUAAAAGAAAACGUGUUUUUUCUACUUUUUAUUGAUGUACACAAGCUGAAGACCAAGCCGUACAUUUAUGUACCCAGAGGAUUAGACUAACUGAGACACUUCAAAGUAUCUGAAAUAUGCUGCUUCUGUUUUAUUUUACCCAAUUAUGACCAAAAUAUCUUUGUGAAAUAGAUUGCCACAAUUAUAAACUAAAAUGCCCAAACGGACAUGCCCAAAGCCCCAAACGGACAUUUUUAUUGAUCGAUAGUUGGUAAAAAUUGGAAUGACCGUUUCAUGAAAAUGCCUUGAAUAACAAAAUGUGGCACACCAAUUCUAUUUGACCGUUUGAGGCUGAGAGCAGCCGGUCUUUUUAUGAAAGUUUCGGUCAAGUCCGGAAUAUAUGACCGUUUUGGAAGCCCUGGUAAGCACCCUUUCGAUUUUUUUUAUACAUUCUAGAUUUUUACGUUUCAGAGUUAUGGGAUUUUAUUCAUAAAAAAUGCGAGAUUUUCCAGUUUUCUGACUAUAUUUCAAAAAAGCUUUGAACAACUUUCAUGAAACUUUGGUGAAUUGUUUAUAUAUAUUUAUAUAAAUUCCCUUUCGAUUUUUUAAAAAUUCUGAUUUUAGGUUUUGGAGUAUUGGGACUUUAUUCAUAAAAAUUGGGGGAUUUUCCAGAAUUUCGCACAAAAACUCAAAAUCUCUUUCAGCAGUUUUCAUGAAACUUUGGUGACUUGUUUAUAUCUAUUGAAAUAAGCUCCCUUUUAUUUUUUAUAAAUUUCUGAUUUGACAUUACAGAGUUUUGGAACUUUAUUAGUUGAAAAAUUGUUGAAAACUGUCUAGUUGGCGACAGGCGUAUCAUGUGCUCAUGGCGCAGCUCUUUAUUAUUGAUGUGACUAGUACUAAAAACAGAAAUUAAACAAAAGUCUUUUGAUACAAUUUUUGCCAAAGAAUAAUAGUUAAGAUUUGAACAUAAGCAAGAUAAAAACCAGUAUGUUAAUGCCAAGCCUUGUUUUUAUAUAAUGAAUAUACUCAAAAGUAGACGAGUAGUGGAAUCCUUAAAAGUGUCUCCAUAUCUAUAUCUCUCAGUAUGUAAUAAUGUUAAUAAGUGUAUGAUCUUUAUUUUUUAACUUGAACGUUUUGUAUUUAUUACUUUUUUAUGUUAAUAAUUGUUAUGUUGUUGAAGUGUAACUCGUUAAUAAAUUUCUAGUUUUUGUAGUUAUCAUGUAAAAUACAUGCCCAACUACUUUGUAUAAGAUGUACAUUUUUGGUUCAGUAUUUUUUUUAUAUCAGUCUCUUUUUAGUUAAGGGAACACAGUGCAAACAGCACCUUUUUAUCAUGAAAUUUAAGGUUAAGUUAUAUUUACUGUCAAUAAAACAAGUCACAGGUUAAUUUCUCCAGUGAAUCUACUGUAUCUGAGUGAUUUCAGUAUCUGAGAGACAAACAUAUGAUUUAAUUAAACUGGAUUGUGUAGAAGAUUGAUUUAUGUUGAUAUAAAUUAUAUAAAUGAUUGUAUGUUAAGGUUAAAAAUAUGUCAGGAUGAACAUUGCUAGAAUUUACACUUACAAUUCUUAGUUAGCUGUAUUCUACUGCAACAUGUGCUCCAAUAAAGUUUUUAUUGUAAUGAUGUACAAUUCAAGAACCCAUCUCCACAAUUUUUACAGGAUUUGAUGAUUAUGUUGUUCUCAUGUUAAGUUAAAUUCGAAGUUAUAUUUAGCAACACAUUAUAUUUAAAUUCUACCACUACACAUCUUCUAAGGAUAUUUAUUAAAUUUAGAUGGGAAGGUGUUAAGUGGUAAAAUUUGUAUCUCCAAUGAAUGAGAGGAAAUGUUAAUUAAAUUUGAAGUUUUUCACUUAGGAAACUCAAUUUCUUCCAAAUAAAUGCAAAACAAUAUGUGCAACAUCAUUCAGCAUUUUCAAAAAUACUUGAAAUAGAAUCAUUUAUUAAUAAAAAUGUUGAACAAAUGAUGCUUUUAAAUAGUAUAUGGUUAUCUGAGAAUAAUGUUAACACAUUGAUUAAAGUUUUGUUAUUAAUGUGAGAAAAAUGAUUAUUAAAUUACAUAAAAAAUUAGAGGAAAUAUUGAAUGUAUGAAAGAAAGAAAAAAGUCAGUUAUUAGCUCAUCUGCUGCUCCAAAUAGUAGUUAUUAAACUCUUCUUGUCCACAAUGAUGAGUUUUGCCUUUUGAUGUUUUAUAUACUACUGCAUACAUGUUAAAAUAACAAAACAAAUGACAAAAAACAGACAUGUUGUGAUAAUGUUAUAAUUGGCAAAAAGUAUUGAUGAUAAUUUCUAACUUGCAGUAAUUUUUUUGUUAAACCCUGCUUACUAUAGUUGAGGGCAAUAUGUUUGUCAGUAUUUGUGUCUCUGCAUCCAUCUGUUUAUCCAUUUGUCUGUACUGUAUCAGGUUAAAGUUUUGGUUUACAGUAAAUUACUAUGAAGUUUAAGUCACACCAACUUCAAACAUUGCACACAUAAUUAUAUGAUGUACGUGAUCUUAAAAAAAACCUGCUAAAUUAGGGUUUUGCCUCAGAUAUCAUGGUUCACUGAACAUGAAUAUGUAAUUGCGUAUAAUUUGCUAUGGAUAAAUAUUCUUGUUUUGUCUAAGAAACAAAACAAAUCUGCUUAGAAUUUUCUUUUUAAUAUAGCUGAUGUGUAAUUUGGUGUUUAUGUAAUUGUUUGUCAGAAAGAGUUACAACACAAUUUUUUUUAUCAUAACAGAAAUUUUUGAAAAACAGAUUUUGUUAAUACCCUUAACCUUUUGUCAUAAACUAUAAAUAUAUGAGGUUACCAUGCAUAUAAAACUCUUUACUCUACUUUUGUCUUUGUCAAAAUAAUCUUAGUUGUAUGUAAUUAAAACUUGUGAAAAGUAUCAAAAGUUUUGUUUUGAAAAUAUGUGCAUUUGUACUGUGAUACUGAAUAAAAAUGAGCUGCAUAUUAAAAUGAGAUAACAGAAA
Molecule: messenger RNA, 6612 nt
Organism: Mytilus californianus (California mussel)
Lineage: Eukaryota; Metazoa; Mollusca; Bivalvia; Mytilida; Mytilidae
Product: protein cereblon-like
Exons: 9
Coding region: 20-1453 (477 amino acids)
Source: RefSeq, a predicted model, not a curated record